AAAAUUGUAAAGAUAGCCUGAGUUAGCAUAUACUUCUUGGGGAUGCACCUUGCUAUCUGGUGAACGCAUGUGCACACGAGCUCCCAACAAACCACGGAGUCCGGAGAGAACAACCUCGGGCUGCCGAUGGAUCUUUUGCUGUGUUUAUACUUGUCUCUUGUUUUUGUUUGCUCAUUCGUGCAGGCCUAAUCUUUUGACAAAAUUAUCUUUGUCUUACUGCAAUCAAAUUAAAAACUCCGACACACGAGAAAUGCAUGCCACGCGGAGUUGAUAGAAAGUUAAUUGGUUCUCCGUAUAUAGCUGGGUCUUCGGGGCACUGGAUUUACGCCAAGGAAGGCAGAGAAGAAAAUCAUUCGACCAAAUAACAUAGGACGUGCAACUUAGGCCAGUAAUGUCCGUCCCUUCCUCAUCCACUAAAGGGAUAAGUGGAGAGAAGCCAGGAGGAACAAGUCCUAGCCCAAUUGAAGGUGUAGAUGGUGUACCAGGACCAAGUUCAUUGGAUCCCAUGCAUUCAGCAUUGCCACAAGACGGAGAAUCGGAAGAUUACGGAGAAGAAGCUGAAGAAGACGAGGAUGAUAGUAGUGAGGAGGAAAGCGAGGUUAGUGAUGCUGGUUUAUUCUGUGAUGCCGAGUGCGGGGAAGAAAAUGACGGUAGCGACAGUCACUCCCCAGUGUUAGACCUCCAACCGCCAUUACCACAGCGAGUUCAGAGUCCCAUUUUACAUACUUGUGUUCCCCUGGACGUCGUACAGCCACAGAGGAAACGCAAAAGCGAAACGGAAUCCAGUUUACCUUGCAAAAAGCUUAAUCCAGAGGAUAAGACUCAUACGAUUGUUAAAAAGUUGGACUAUAAGGGAAAGCAUGUAAGAUGCGUUAUACCAACAAGGGAUAAUCCGCCGCCUGAAAUGAGUAGUUGGUUAUUACAAUUUCAGCGAUGGUCAAAUGCAGAAAGGAUGUUGGCUAUAGACGAAUUAAUAGAACGGUGCGAACCUACGCAAGUGCGCCACAUGAUGCAAGUGAUAGAACCCCAGUUUCAAAGGGACUUCAUUUCCUUACUUCCCAAGGAACUUGCCUUAUCGGUUUUAGCCUUCCUAGAGCCUCGUGACCUUUUACGCGCGGCACAGACAUGUCGGAAUUGGCGGUUCCUCGCGGACGACAAUUUACUUUGGAAAGAAAAGUGCAGAGCCGCGGGUAUAGACGACCUGAAGGACUUGCCAUUGUCGAAGCGUAAGAACUGUCGAAAUUCCGGCAAUUGUUCGUCACCCUGGAAGCAGGCAUACAUGCGGCAGCAUAAUAUUAAAAUGAAUUGGAGAACAAAGCCAAUUCGACCACCGAAAGUUCUUAAGGGUCACGAUGACCACGUUAUCACUUGCCUUCAGUUCUCCGGUAACCGGAUAGUCAGUGGAUCGGAUGACAAUACUUUAAAAGUAUGGUCGGCGGUUACGGGGAAGUGCUUGAGAACAUUGGUCGGUCACACGGGUGGUGUUUGGUCCUCGCAGAUGUCUGGCACAACAGUGAUCAGUGGUAGUACCGACCGUACUUUAAAAGUGUGGAAUGCAGAGACUGGCCAAUGCAUUCACACCCUAUAUGGACAUACGUCGACAGUGAGGUGUAUGCACUUGUAUGGAAAUAAGGUCGUCAGUGGUAGCAGGGAUGCCACGCUGCGAGUAUGGCAAGUGGACACUGGUGAAUGUUUACACGUGCUAGUAGGACAUUUGGCAGCAGUAAGGUGCGUGCAGUAUGAUGGGAAGCUAGUGGUCAGUGGAGCUUAUGAUUACAUGGUCAAAGUAUGGAAUCCUGAACGGGAAGAAUGUCUUCAUACGUUACAGGGACACACGAAUCGCGUUUAUUCUCUUCAAUUUGAUGGUGUUCAUGUGGUGAGUGGAUCCUUGGAUACAAGUAUAAGGGUCUGGGAGGUGGAGACUGGGGCUUGUCGGCACACCCUGAUGGGUCAUCAGUCUCUGACGUCGGGAAUGGAACUGCGUAAUAAUAUUUUGGUAUCUGGUAACGCGGAUUCGACUGUCAAAGUCUGGGAUAUUGUCAGCGGUCACUGUCUACAAACACUUUCCGGUCCUAAUAAACAUCAAUCGGCAGUAACUUGUCUGCAAUUCAACAGCCAUUUUGUAAUUACCUCGUCCGACGAUGGUACCGUCAAAUUAUGGGAUGUAAAAACCGGUGACUUUAUAAGGAACCUAGUGGCUCUGGAAAGUGGUGGAAGCGGAGGUGUCGUGUGGAGAAUUCGUGCAAGCGACACGAAGCUAGUGUGCGCGGUGGGCAGUCGCAAUGGUACCGAGGAGACUAAACUCCUGGUGCUCGACUUCGACGUCGAAGUGAAAUAGUCUAUCUUCUUGUGGGUGGGACCGCUCCACUAUGUGACUUCUGUACAUACUCUAAUUAGGUAGCGUAACCAAUCUACUGUACAAUGUUUCAUGUAUUACAUGGUGUGAUUGUGAUAAGACUGCAUGUGAAAAAGAAAUUCCGAGAGACCAAGGAACGCGACAGUGGGAAUGUCAUGUGCCGCUCGCGAUCUCCGAAGAUGAGGAGUCUGAUGACGAUGGCAUUAAUUAUAUUAGCUAUGGGAUGUACCUAUUGCGGUGUACAAAUAUGAGAUUCAAAAGACUCGAAACAAACUAUGGUGAAUAAGGAGCUUAUCAGUUUAAUUACUGAAUUAUCGCGCUGUUACUCGAUUCGACGAUAUCGUUAGUAUUAUAGAUGAUGCAAUUUCUCGCGAACAUUAUAAUGUCGCAGUUCGUAUGGGCGUUUAAGUAGAGCAUUUGUUAAAUAAUUAAAUUUAACAAAUGCAAAGGACGUACUUACUGUGCUGUCGGAAUCCAAAGUGAAGAUGCCUCGUUUCGGUACUCCUAUGCUCAUUAUAAAAUCUAAUCGAACAGAAAUUCAAGAAAAUAGAGUUCAAUGAUCUUGGAGCACUUUGACGAGAGCAGAGGUCGACAUUUUUUUAUCACUGUUAGCGAUGUUCUUGUGAAGUAACAUCUUUUUCUUCCUAGAGGACGGGGGGGGGUCGCUUCUGUCAAUUUUGUAGAAUCUUUGUUCCCUUGAGCUGUUCGAGACUGAAACUGAAAUAAUCCUUACUUUUUUGAUUCUGAUCAUCCAGGUAACUCAAUCAUUGAAUUCAAUCGGAAGUCAUGUUUCCUUGUACAAAUUAUUUCCGCCCUAUUACCAUAUUCUUUUGGAUGAUAGCAACGUUUAAUAAUUUUUAUUCUUAGUAAUGGUCGUAUAGAAUGUUAGUUGCCCAUCGUAUAACGUAAUGGAGAUUGCUGAAAUUCUAUGGGGUAAUAAAAAGAACUGUAUUUUUUGAUGAAAAAUCGUAGAAUCAAGUAGAGUAUAGUUUUAUCUAGCGUACAAACAAUUACGACUGGGACACAAUAUAGUAAAUUAGUUCCUGCAUUGUUUUAAUGAAAGCUGUAAAAACUUGAAUUGUAAAUCAUAUUAUAAGUAUUUUAUACUUUCUUUUAUGUUAUACCUUUUCUUUAAUUUGUUAUUGACUAAAGAGAUCUAUGUGAGCAGGAAAUAUUUGAUGCUUUAUAAUCGCAGACCAUUAGCCGUGAGGUUCGUCUAGGAUUCAUAUGUUUAUGUAAAAUCAUACAGCAAGAUAAAAGCUGAGGAAUAUUGUAUAUGGCGACAUGACUCCGGCUUGAUACAUUCGUGCUAUCAAGAGUAACGAACAUAAUCGAGUUGCACCGUAUCAGAUAAUCAGCGACAGUGUGCGUUUAAAUAAAAAUUGUUAAGCUGUUCAAGCGUAGUAAAGACGAAAAAAAAAGAAAUCACGAAUGAAUUAUUAGGGCAUUAUUAUUUUUUGAAUUACAAGUUUCGUUUUCAUUAUUUUUAUGAAUGUACUAUUUAUUUCUGUUAAAUUAAUACACAAAUGGGACAUAGGUAUGAAUUAUUGCCAAAUAUUAAAUCAUUUAUUGCCGACGUUCUUUCGGUAGAAUUUUAAUAAUUUGCAAGGAGCAGAAUUACUAUUUUCGUUGGGAAAAAAAGAUUAAGAGAGAAUGCAUGUCGAGAAAUGGUAUUGUCGCAUAAAUCCGGCCUAUGAUUAUUAAUGUGACAUCGAAGAAACGAUUCUUCACAUCUGGCUCGAUUUUUUAUAGAAAUUUGCCAUGAAUCAUUUGUUAUAUACUUUUCAUUUCGUGCUAGGAAUUUAUGAAGGGAUACUGUACAAUAUAUAUCAUAUCUAAACACUGCACUAAUCGUUCUGGAAACUCAUCACUUCAGACUAUGUUAUCAGAACUAUCAUUGUCGUGCUGAAUCAUGUGCUCUUUUGUAUUAAUUAGUCGGUUCAUACAUUGUCCAUAAUAUUCAAUAGCGUAGUCCAACAACACCGUUGAUAUCUCACAUUAUAAACACACAUUCUACACAAAAAUUUUGUAGAUACUGCAAUCAAGGUGAAAACAGUUGGUUUACUAUUCUCAUAUUCAAGCAUAAAAUCAUAACAUAUUAUGUGCCUACCAAAGCCGAUAACAUUUUAAAAAGAAACAUUGUAAUGCAGCAACUUUUAUUGGGUGAGCACAAUGUUGAUUAUAUAUUAGAGCGCUUAGUUCCUGGUCAUAAUGGUAUAGCGUUACUAAUAAAAAUAUUUUUAUUAUCAGCCACAAGGCUUUCGAUGUAUCAAAUAAGUAUAACAGAUUUAAUUUCCAAUUGGUAUAAUCAAUAUUAGUUUAUAUUAUUUUGCCUUGCAUCUUUCAAUUUCUAUAUACGAUCCCUACCGGCAUUUGUUAUUAAUAAUAAUAAUACUGUUAAUUUCACUGUUAUUGUGUACAGGAAAGAUGUCAUACAUGGAGCAUUCUUACGUGCCAUAGUCCAGUGUCCAUCGAUAGGAAUUCAAUAGUAAUCAUUUAAAAAGUGUCUUGAACUGCAUACAGUAUAUAGCUCAGAGUUACAUCCAACUGCGUUAACAAUACCAGUGACAAUCAAAGGAACCAGGUGCAACACUCUUUUGUCCCUUUGUUUAUAUACUGUAUAUAUCACCACAAAUCAUCAUGUAACAGUUAAAAACCUAUAAGAAUACCACUUUUUGUAUUUCUACAUUUGCAAAACAGAAAAAAGAGGAAAGAGUGUACAAAUGUAAAAGAUAUUGUGCUCAUUCAGGAGGUAACUCGUGGCUUUUUUGUGAAAUCACACGAGGGUGCAUAUAGUUCAAGCAUUUACCGAAAUUUGUGCCUAUUUCCCAGAACUCAAAAAUGAUCUUUACAAAGGAAGAGAGAAAAACAUGUAAUUAAGUGAGAAAAUCAGCGACGGGGCAAUUCGAAAGGUAUAAUUAAAUUGUAGCGUUUAAUUAAUUUUAGUCGUGAAAUUUACAGAAUAUAAGGAUUACUUAAUGUUUAUCAGUUAAAAAUUUACUCUUGUAUCAUUUAUACAACGUAAAGUAUUGCGUCUCUCGACAGGCAGGUAAACGAAGUAUGUCGUAAUGUAUACCCAGCAAACACAAUAUUACAAAUAAUGCACAUGCUAGUUGGAAUGUGUAGCGUUACAUGUAACAUUGUAUUUACUGGGAAUGAUAAGCCAAUGCAUGACGACCUGCUACGCAGUAUCCUGAAGUAUCGAAUUCUUUAAUUGAACAAUCUCGUGCAAUGCAUUCAGCUUAUUGCGAUAAAUACUUUUAAUUAAUUUGUAUAUUUUAUUAUCUCCCAGCAAUGAUGGUUCGCGAACGUCUUUACUUCAAUUCUUUCCUUUUUUUUAGCAUUAAUCACUCGAAGGAAAUUAAAGAAGAGACACAAUAAUUAUCAUUGAAACAAAUCUCCUACGGAACCAAACGACAUCCGUUCAUUACUUCUAAUUGUAAUUAAUAAUAAUGACCCUCAUACAUUGAGUAAAGGUGUAUAUAGCCUACUAGUAUUUUGCAUUGUACUUUGUAAUGUAAUAGUUUAUGCGACAUUAGGCAUAUCCGAACUGCAUUGUGCAUGUGAUAUGUAUUCUUCGGGAGUCACGACGUUACUCUCGUGGAGGACUGUCCUUGUGUAAUUCCCCUUAUUUAUAAAUUCAUGUUGUAAUUAGGCAACUAUUGUAAAAAGUUUCACACAAUGAAAAAUCAAAGUGAACUAACUGUUGAGUCGAUAUCAAUAAUUGCUUAUCAUUUUUUGGAUUGAUCAAAGCUGAAUUGGGAAUCUGUAGCGUCGAUCAAGCGAUAAUCAUUGGUUUUUAAGAUCCGUAUAUAUAUAUAUAAAAAAUAAAAAGAUCUGGUUCCCCGUAGCACAAUAAUGAAAGUUGCGUUAAUUAGUUUUUGUGCAAUACAACACGCAGCUCGUUCUCCUAACAAGUUUUACGUUUAACCACGUAUAGAUUAUCCUGACUCGACGAUUAAUUAAGGAUGUCGAUUCAAAUAAAACUGAUACUGCCUAUUGACAGCGAUCAAUGGGAAUAUUUGUCGGCAUUGUUAUAAUUAUUAUCAUGGUGCGCUAAUGGAUACUCUUGGAUCAUGCGUGUAACAUUGCCGGGACGUAAUCCCUGUAAAUGCAUCUUUCUUUAUUGGACCAUGGCCAUUCUAAGGAUCGUGUUUUAUUUGUAUAUUGCUCAAUAGUUUAUAUUAUAAGAAUGUGUUAUCUGUUGUAUCAUUUUUUUUAUAAGAAAUAGAAAAUGUUGCUGCAUUUUA
This is a messenger RNA of Cephus cinctus (wheat stem sawfly), 6606 nucleotides long. RefSeq names its product F-box/WD repeat-containing protein 7 (gene ago). Lineage: Eukaryota; Metazoa; Arthropoda; Insecta; Hymenoptera; Cephidae. Bases 392 to 2338 code for a protein of 648 amino acids. The transcript has 8 exons. Gene Ontology annotation, cellular component: cytoplasm; nucleus. Gene Ontology annotation, biological process: proteasome-mediated ubiquitin-dependent protein catabolic process; ubiquitin recycling. Gene Ontology annotation, molecular function: ubiquitin binding. The record is from RefSeq and is a predicted model, not a curated record.